Molecule: messenger RNA, 2673 nt
Organism: Cebus imitator (Panamanian white-faced capuchin)
Lineage: Eukaryota; Metazoa; Chordata; Mammalia; Primates; Cebidae
Gene: CNDP2
Product: carnosine dipeptidase 2
Exons: 13
Coding region: 218-1645 (475 amino acids)
Biological process (GO): proteolysis
Cellular component (GO): cytosol
Molecular function (GO): metallodipeptidase activity
Source: RefSeq, a predicted model, not a curated record
CCUGCCCUCCGGACAGGGCCGGGUUGGUGGCCAGGGCGACAGCGGAGUGGGCUGGUGGGCGUGGCCGGGACACGUGGUGCGGAACCGACGCCGCGCCUGCUGCUGCAUGCUCAUGGGCUCUGUCUUGCUGAGGCUCCUCCAGAUGAGUGCCUCAGUGGAGAGAUCCGAGCUGGCUGGGAGAACCUUCAAGAUCUGCGGUCUGGGGUCUGGUUGAAAGAUGGCAGCCCUCGCUACCCUGUUUAAGUAUAUUGAUGAAAAUCAGGAUCGCUACAUUAAGAAACUUGCAAAAUGGGUAUCUAUCCAGAGCGUGUCUGCAUGGCCCGAGAAGAGAGGCGAAAUCAGGAAGAUGAUGGAGGUUGCCGCUGCAGACGUCAGGCAGUUGGGCGGCUCUGUGGAACUGGUGGACAUCGGAAAACAAAAGCUCCCUGAUGGCUCAGAGAUCCCGCUCCCUCCUAUUCUGCUUGGCAGUCUGGGCUCCGACCCACAGAAGAAAACGGUGUGCAUUUACGGGCACUUGGAUGUGCAGCCUGCGGCCCUGGAGGACGGCUGGGACAGCGAGCCCUUCACCCUGGUGGAGCGAGACGGCAAGCUGUAUGGGAGAGGUUCAACUGAUGAUAAGGGCCCCGUGGCCGGCUGGAUGAACGCCCUGGAAGCGUAUCAGAAAACAGACCAGGAGAUUCCUGUCAAUGUCCGGUUCUGCCUCGAAGGCAUGGAGGAGUCAGGCUCUGAGGGCCUAGACGAGCUGAUUUUCGCCCAGAAAGACAGCUUCUUUAAGGACGUGGACUACGUCUGCAUUUCUGACAACUACUGGCUGGGGAAGAAGAAGCCCUGCAUCACCUAUGGCCUCAGGGGCAUCUGCUACUUCUACAUCGAGGUGGAGUGCAGCGACAGAGACCUGCAUUCCGGGGUGUACGGGGGCUCGGUGCACGAGGCCAUGACUGAUCUUGUUUUGCUGAUGGGCUCCUUAGUGGACAAGAGGGGGAACAUCCUGAUUCCCAGCAUUAACGAGGCUGUGGCCGCCGUGACGGAAGAGGAGCACAAGCUGUACGACGACAUUGACUUUGACGUGGAGGAGUUUGCCAGGGAUGUGGGGGCGCACACCCUCCUGCACUGCUGCAAGAAAGACAUCCUCAUGCACCGAUGGCGGUACCCGUCUCUCUCCCUCCAUGGCAUUGAAGGCGCCUUCUCUGGUUCGGGGGCCAAGACCGUGAUUCCCAGGAAGGUGGUCGGCAAGUUCUCCAUCAGGCUCGUGCCGAACAUGACUCCCGAAGUCGUCAGUGAGCAGGUCACAAGCUACCUAACUCAGAAGUUUGCCGAACUCCACAGCCCCAACAAGUUCAAGGUGUCCAUGGGCCAUGGUGGGAAGCCGUGGGUCUCCGACUUCAGUCACCCUCAUUACAUGGCUGGGAGAAGAGCCCUGAAAACAGUUUUUGGUGUUGAGCCAGACUUGACCAGGGAAGGCGGCAGUAUUCCCGUGACCUUGACCUUCCAGGAGGCUACAGGCAAGAACGUCAUGCUGCUGCCUGUGGGGUCGGCUGAUGACGGAGCCCACUCCCAGAAUGAGAAGCUCAACAGGCGUAACUACAUAGAGGGAACCAAGAUGCUGGCCGCAUACCUGUAUGAGGUCUCCCAGCUGAAGGAGUAGGUCCGGCUCCUUGUGCUACUUCCAGCGAGAAGGAAUCCCGCCCUGACCUCGCCCUUUUCCGACUUGCCCAGGGGAGUGGAUGUUCCCUGUUUCCUUUCCCUUCUGUCAGGUUAUCCAUGACUUCGGAGAACAGACACAAAUGAAUCCAGCUGUCCACGGGUGUAGCUACCCAAUGGGUUUAUGAGUGACCUGAAGUCACAGUUGAGUAACCCUGGGUAGGUUCUCAGAGUGGUCGGGAUGGCUUGACCUGCAGAAAAUACCCAAGGUCCGAAAGCACAAGGUCCAUGGAAAGUUCUGGCUGUUGGCCGGGCAUGACAGCUCACACCUAUGAUCCCAGCUCUUUGGGAGGCCAAGGCAGGAGGAUCACUUGAGGCCAGGAGUCUGAGACCAGCCUAGGCAUCAAAACAAGACUGUCUCCACAAAAAGUUUAAGAAAUUAGCCGGACAUGAUGGUGUAUGCCCGUAGUCUCAGCCACUCAGGAGGCUUGAGACCAAGAGUUGGAGCCUGCAGUGAGCUAUGAUCGCACCUCUACACUCCACUUGGGCAGUGUAGCAGGACCCUGUCUCUACAAAAAGCCUUUUAAAAAUGAGCCAGGUGUGGUGGCACAUGCCUGUCCCAGCCACUCAGGAUACGGAGGUAGGACGGCUGCUUGAGACAGAGUUGGAGGCUGCAGUGAGCCGUGACUGCCCCCACUGCACUGCAGCCCGGGUGCAGAACGAGGCCCCAUCUCAAAAGUAACAAGUUCUGCUUGUCAUUGAAUUGAGAUGAACAGAGCGCUCGAUGCUUUCCGCCUUGUCUCAGGUGAUGCGUUGCACAUUUGGGACAUUUGGAAAGGAAAUGAGGAAAGGAGUCUGGGGCCUCCCUGAUCUCUCACUGUCUGCAGGUCCUGCCCUUUUCUCAGGACCUUCACCAUUACUGGUGUUUUCCUCUCUUCUCUUUAGUAUGAUCCUCAACACCUCACCUAACUGGAAGAUGAUUUUGUCUCAGUCUGCGCUCCUCAAUAAAAAGUCAACAUGGCACCUCUAAAA